UGCUCCUUUGCCCGUCAUGUUCAGGCCGCAUCCAGAAGAGACGAUGCAUCUCCGGCUCCAUCGAGCCCGGUCCGUGGUCUUGACGUCUGAAGAACUCGUCGAGAUCCGCGCUGCCCAGCGCACCUUCGAAGGCGCCUACAUGCGCACCGCCCUCGGCCUCUUCUCCUUCUCCCUCGUCAUCCUCAAGGUCUUCACCGAGGAGUUCUACGGCAUCGGCGCCCUCUUCGCCGCCUUUGGCACCGCCAUCCUGCUCGUCGCCAUGUACCGCCGCUACCAGGGCAACCGCCAGUUCUUCGUCGACAACGACGACGACGGCGACGGCAUGCCGCGGCGCAAGUUCCGGACCAGCGGCGACACGGUCGUGCUCUUGACGGUGCUGAGUCUCUGUGCGUAUGCGACGCUGCUGGCGCUUACGUGGAGGCUUCAGGCCAUGUGA
Trichoderma citrinoviride is the source of this 436-nucleotide messenger RNA. RefSeq lists its product as hypothetical. The transcript has 3 exons. NCBI's taxonomy places the organism in Eukaryota, Fungi, Ascomycota, Sordariomycetes, Hypocreales, Hypocreaceae. The coding region runs from base 17 to 436 and encodes 139 amino acids. The record is from RefSeq and is a predicted model, not a curated record.